AUCCAAAACCCUUCUUCUCUGCCGCCGCUUUUUGUACCCCUCCUUCCUUCUCAGCCCCUCCCUCUCUCGCCUGCGGCUCCGAUCAAGACGCCGGCGAUGCGAGCCAAGCCCCUCCAGAAGCGGAAGCCCCAGGCUCGGAGGAGGCUCGCAGUCAAGGUCGACACCAAGAAGCCCAAAAAGCCACCCACGGCCUUCUUCUACUUCCUGGAAGAUUUUCGGAAAACCUUCAAAGAAGAAAAUCCAAAUGUUAAAUCAAUGCGUGAGAUUGGUAAAGCAUGUGGGGAGAAGUGGAAAACAAUGCCAUUUGGGGAGAAAGUCAAAUACUAUGAUAUUGCUACCGAGAAAAGAGCUGAAUUUGAAAAGGCUAUGGCUGAAUUUAUCAGGAGAAAGGAAAAUGGAGAGGAGUCUGAGGAAUCAGAGGAUGAAUAUAAGUGAAUCAGAGUGUAGAAGUGGAUUAUGUACAAAUUAAGCAACAAAUUGGUGCAGAAACUAAUUUGAUGUAGGCAUAGUACCUUGUUUAAUGCUGACUUUAUUUUUUAAUAAGAAAAAGUUUGAUAUAGGCAUCACUUUUGUACCUCUGGUUUGGUUUCUUCUGCUUUUCUGAAUGCUUGUAAUUUUUCAAAGACUCAUUGUUAAUUGUCAAGUAUAUAUUCUGUGAUA
Molecule: messenger RNA, 660 nt
Organism: Dioscorea cayenensis subsp. rotundata (Guinea yam)
Lineage: Eukaryota; Viridiplantae; Streptophyta; Magnoliopsida; Dioscoreales; Dioscoreaceae
Product: high mobility group B protein 14
Exons: 5
Source: RefSeq, a predicted model, not a curated record